AUGCUGAGGAUCAUUGACACCAGUAAAAACAUUCUUGCCAACACUACAUCCUUCUACAGUAACAACAAUGCAGUAUUUGCUGAUAUGUGUAAUGCAGCAGAUUUUCCAAGCCAAAGCUACUUAGAAGAGGCAGGGUACUCUCUGAACUUCUCCAUCAAGAAGUUGUACAAAACACUUCAUGGGAUAUUCCCUAAAGUAGCAUGGAGGAAGCUGGUGUCCAAUAAUCAAGGGGCUGGAAAAUGGAAAUUCACUCUACAAAUGGCAGCUCAUGGUCGACUCUUAACAAGAGAUAGGAUUUCUAAGUGGGGCAUACAGACAAGCCUUGAUUGUCCUCUAUGUGAGCAGGACCAGGGAUCCAUUCAAUAUUUGUUUUUUGAUUGUAUGACUGCAGGAAAUAUAUGGAGGAAGUUAUUAGCAUGGCAAGGAGUGCAUAGACCACCUAUGAACUGGACAGAGGAACUUCAGUGGGCAACCAGGUUCUGUAAAGGGAGAAGUAGAGGAGCUGAAAUGCACAGAAUAUCCAUAGCUGCUGCAGUACAUUAUGUGUGGCAAGAGAAGAAUUACAGGAUCUUUCAGAGCACAAGAAGAUCUGAAGCAACCAUCUUGAGGAGAAAUAUUCAAGAAGUCUAUUAUAAAGCUAGCCUUGUACCUAAAUUAGCUUGUUAUGUAGUACAGUUCAAUAGUUAUCCUACUUAG
Molecule: messenger RNA, 696 nt
Organism: Lycium barbarum (goji berry)
Lineage: Eukaryota; Viridiplantae; Streptophyta; Magnoliopsida; Solanales; Solanaceae
Exons: 2
Coding region: 1-696 (231 amino acids)
Source: RefSeq, a predicted model, not a curated record